This is a messenger RNA of Zea mays, 1252 nucleotides long. RefSeq lists its product as uncharacterized. Gene Ontology annotation, molecular function: DNA binding; DNA-binding transcription factor activity. The record is from RefSeq and is marked provisional. The transcript is spliced from 2 exons. Gene Ontology annotation, biological process: positive regulation of DNA-templated transcription. The coding region runs from base 218 to 1126 and encodes 302 amino acids. Gene Ontology annotation, cellular component: nucleus. NCBI's taxonomy places the organism in Eukaryota, Viridiplantae, Streptophyta, Magnoliopsida, Poales, Poaceae.
GGGAACGACCCCCACUACCCCUGCACGCCACCUUAGAUCGGUCGACACAUAGCUAGCUACCCGCUAGCUGCUGCCGCGCGGCCGGGCCGCGCGCGAGAGCGCUCAAAAUUCGCGCGUCGCGCGCCCGCCACGCGGCGCGGUCAUGCUGCGGCUGCGGGGAGAAGCGCGGUAGCCGAGCACGGGCGAUCCGGCGCUGCCCGCCUAUGGAUCUGGCCGCAUGGCGGGCUUCCCUCUAGGCGGAGGAGGCCACGGCCGCGGCGACCACCACCACCACCACCACCCUCACGUGAACCCUUCCUCCGCCUCCGGCUCCGACUCCGCCACCGCCGCCGCCUACCUCUACACGGCCGCCGCGCCGCGCGGCGGGUUCCAGCUAUGGCCGCACCACCCGGCGGAGGAGCACCACCACCACUUCUACGCGCCCAACAUCAUCCGCUUCGCCGAUGACCCCUUCGCGGGCUCCUCGCGCGGCGGCAGGGGUUCAGACGCCUUCGUCGCCGCCGGCGCGGGAACCAUCAGCUGCCAGGACUGCGGCAACCAGGCCAAGAAGGACUGCGUCCACAUGCGCUGCCGCACCUGCUGCAAGACCCGGGGCUUCGACUGCCCAACCCAUGUCAAGUCCACCUGGGUGCCCGCAGCCAAGCGCCGGGAGCGCCAGCAGCAGGUCACCGAGCCCUCCAAGCGCCACCGCGACGCCACCGUCGGUGCUCAGCCCUCCUCUACCACCGCCACUACCACUUCCUCGGGGGAGCAGCAACAGAUGGCGGUGGCGGCGGAGCGGUUCCCGCGGGAGGUGAGCUCGGAGGCGCUGUUCCGCUGCGUCCGCCUGGGCCCGGUCGACGAGCCUGGCGCCGAGGUGGCGUACCAGACCAGCGUCAACAUCGCCGGCCACGUCUUCAAGGGCAUCCUGCACGACGUCGGCCCGGACCCAUCAUCGUCGGUCGCUGCGGGCGGCGGCGGCUUCCGCCACGCCACUGACGGGUCCUCCCCGGGCACGGCGGGCGAAGGCAGCGUCGCGGGGGCGGGGCCCGUCUCGUCAUCGGCUGUGGUCAUGGACCCGUACCCGACGCCGACGACGCCCGGACCGUACGGCGGCUCGCAUUUCUUCCACGGCCAUCCGAGGUGAUCAAACGGCCACCACGAUUGACACGGCUAGCCUAGCUAGCUGGUGCUGGUUUCGUUCCUUUUGGGCAUGCCAUGGCCAUGCAUCCUUCAAUAUUUCGCUUUAUUAGAAGAAGGAUUAUCGAUCAUC